UUAAAAUUCUGAUUAGAAUAGAAAAUACAGCGAGUAUACGUGAAAGAUACAUUUUGUAGUCUGUGUCUAAAUAUUAAAAGCGGUACAAACUGCCAAGCCAAGUAAUAGAAUAAUCCAUAAGGCAAGUGCUAGAAGUUGUUUUGCUGGAAGUGGUAAGAUUAGAACAUGGGUGCUACCAGAAAUUCUUUGUUUUAUGUGAAUUGUGUUUUAAUUCGUUUCAUACUCAUGGUGCUUUUUUAAAGCACUGCCCUAAUGCACAGGAAAAAUAUAAAAAUAUUGAUAAACAGUCUUCCAUUAAAAUGGAAAAAAUUGAAAUAAAAUUGGAAGAAGAUAGUCACCAAAUGCAGGAGGGAUAUAUAAUUGUAGCCAAGCAGCCUGACAUUAAAUUAGAAGAGAUUGAAAUAAAGGUAGAGGAAGAUCAGGAUGGUGACUUAUCUUCCUACAACUUAGAAAUAGAUAAUGAAAUAAUUGAAAACAAAGGGAGCCAUAUCUUUGAAGAUGAAAUAGAAAUAAAGGUUGAACCUACGGUUAAAUAUGAGCCAGAAUUUAAUGAAAACUUUAUGAUAUCGAUGAAUAAUGAAAAAUCUAGAUUUAAAAAGUGUGAACCUUCCUUAGACAUGCACUUCUACCGAUGUGAAAAAUGUAAAUAUGAAACUAAGCUUAAGCACAAGGAUCUUUUGGAAAUCCAAAUGUACAAGUGUGAUAUGUGUAAUUCUGAAACUAAACAAAAGAAUAAUCUAAAACUGCAUCAGCUACGGCACAAAGACCUUUCGGAAAUUCAGAUGUACAAAUGUGACACAUGUACUUACAAUACUAAAUAUAAGCGAGCUCUAAAUAAACAUCAGUUAAUGCACAAAGAUCCUUCGGAAAUCCAAAUGUACAAGUGUGUUUUGUGUGAUUUUGAAACUAAAUAUAGGGAUUGUCUAAAAACUCAUGAGUUAAUGCACAAAGAUAUUUCAGAAAUUCGAAUGUACAUGUGUUAUAUGUGUAGUUAUAAAACUAAACGCAGGAGCAAUCUAAAACUGCACCUGUUACAGCACAAAGACCUUUCGGAAAUCCAAAUGUACAAGUGCGAUAAUUGUAGUUACAAAACUAAACGUAAGAGUCAUCUGACACUCCAUCAGUUACGGCACAAAGACCUUUCAGAAAUCCAGAUGUAUAGAUGUGAUACAUGUUCUUACAAAACUGUAUAUCAGAGCAUUCUAAACAGACAUCAAUUAAUACACAAAGAUCCUUCGGAGAUACAAAUGUUUAAGUGUGAUCUGUGUGAUUAUGAAUCUAAAUAUAAGAAUCAUCUAAAAAGGCAUCAUUUGGUACACAAAAAUGUUUCAGAAAUCCAAAUGUACAAAUGUGGUGCUUGCUCUUAUGAAACUAAACAGAAGAGUUAUCUAAAAAAUCAUGAGUUGAAGUAUAAACACCCCUAGGAAGUCCAAAUGCACAAAUGUGAUGCCUGUAGUUUUGAAAAGAAAUAUAAAAGAUACGUAAAAAUGCAUCAAUUAAUACAUAAAGCCCAUUCUGAAAUCCGGUUAUACAACUGUGAUAUUUGUACUUAUGAAACUAAAUAUAAGAAUCAUCUAUGUACGCAUCGAUUAAUAUACAAAAACACUUCUGAAAUUCAAAUGUAGAAUUGUAACGUGAAUUGUGAAGUCCAAUGUAAAAAUUUGAAAACUUCGAUUAAUUCACGAGAAUCCGUACACGCACAAUUAUGGGAAUAUAUUGCGAGCUACUUUAACUACAAUAUAUGAAUGUACAAAUAUAACGAAUGUGUUUUCCUAACAAGACAUACAUCAUCUAAUUAGGCACCAGGCAAUACAUAAAAAUCAUCUGGGACUGGAAGUGUGUCAGCUAUUAUAAGGACUGUUUUAAUGUAUUCGUUAAGCAUAAAAAUAAAGAUGAGAUGUCUAAUAAACCUAAUAUGAUAUUCUUAAGGCAAUUUUAAUAUUUUUAUACUUUUAUUCAAGUAAAUCUUGAAAUAUAACAGUAGAUGCAUUUUCAUAAGUUAAUAUUAGUGUAAUAGUAUGCAUUCUUUUACCACUCUUACUUUCUGUAUUGUUUUAUUAUUUUUUUUGUUACCAAUCAA
Anoplophora glabripennis (Asian longhorned beetle) is the source of this 2080-nucleotide messenger RNA. Its product is annotated as zinc finger protein 90-like. The transcript has 4 exons. The record is from RefSeq and is a predicted model, not a curated record. Gene Ontology annotation, biological process: regulation of transcription by RNA polymerase II. Gene Ontology annotation, molecular function: DNA-binding transcription factor activity, RNA polymerase II-specific; RNA polymerase II transcription regulatory region sequence-specific DNA binding. Gene Ontology annotation, cellular component: nucleus. NCBI's taxonomy places the organism in Eukaryota, Metazoa, Arthropoda, Insecta, Coleoptera, Cerambycidae. Bases 300 to 1424 code for a protein of 374 amino acids.